CUUUGUGUGGAGUUUGUGCUCCUUCUGGCAGUCAGUUGCACAGGUUCUGAGGAGUAGAAGCAUGGAGUGGUUGCUGUUGGAGAAGAGCUUCCAAAUCAUCCAGGGCAGCCCUUAAGGCAGCACUGCCAGGUCACCCCCAAAGCAUGUCCCUGAGCAGCACAGCUGUAGGACUUUGCCUCCCUCCAGGUAGCUGCAGCCAGCAGUGAGGUCACUGAUCAGACUCUGUGCUCAGAGCAGAGCUGCUGCAGCCCUCUCAGCAUCUUGGUGGCCUCCUCUGCACUGGCUCCAACACUUCCAUGUCCUUCUUGUGCUGGGGGCUCCAGAACUGCCCCCAGGACUGCAGAUGGGGUGUGAGGAGAGCAGAGGCAAGGGGCAGAAUCCCCUCCCUUGCCCUGCUGCCCACACUGCUCUUGCUGGAGCCCAGCACAGGGUUGCUGUCUGGGCUGCACUCACACUGCAGGCUCCUCUUGAGCUUUGCAUCAGCCCAGAGCCCCAGGGCCUGUUCCUCAGGGCUGCUCUCAGCCGUUCCCCAUCCAGCCUGGAGUUGUGCUUGGGAUUGUGCCCACCCAGGUGCAGGACCUUGCACUUGGCCUUGAUGAAUGCCAUGAGGUUGGCCUGGGCGCACCUCUGCAGCCCGCCCAGUUUGUAACUGGGGCUGUAAAGAAUGGUUAUGCAUUGCCUGUGCUUCUGAUUUCAGGAGAGUCCCAUUUCAUUCUUGAUGCUUUCUUUAAGAGAGGCAUACAACUGAGCUCCCUCAGAGAAGCAGCAUGAAGUGCAUGAAGGAUGCUGGCUGCACUCAGUACAGACAAGGCACAUUGGAAUAGGUUAACAAGAUGCUUGACAUUUGCCCUUAAUGGUCAUUGUCUUCAAAUGCAUCAUUCGGGAGUUAAGUUGCUUGGCAUUUGCAGUUGACUACUUCUUCUCUGGCCUUUGGAGUGAAGGAAGGGAAAAACCAGAGUUGAACACGUCAGCUCUGUAAGUUUUCUCUGGGUGAUCAAAGCAUGCACAAAAUCCUGUGCUUGUGCUCUGGAAGAUUGUAGGAGCUUCCCGGGGACUCAGGGAGCACAAGUUCUGAUAAAGAAAGAUGUGAAUGGAAGCAGGCUCUGACUGCUCUGUGUAACUGAUGAGAAGCUUUCUGAAGGAGGUGAAUUUGUUUUACAGCCCUUCACUCAGCUGGUUACAGAUCUUCAAGGUAGCUGCUGGUGCAGUGUCUGUUGGAGACUGUUAGCCACUCUGAAGGAGGGAGUUAGUGGAGCAUCAUAGGAACAUGUAGAGAGAUUGGUCAGGAAAAGGCAUUUGUGUUACCCUUUUUAGUCAUUUGAGUCACUUUUAUUGUAAUCCCAUGGCUGAGAGCAGGACUCCUUUGUGUCCAGGGUUAAAAUCUUCAAGGAGAAACAGUGCCAAGGCUCUGAAUUGAUUGGGACUUGGUGCUGCUAGUUACAAUGUAGGACAGUUAAGGCAGUCCUAUGUUUUGUGAUUUGCCUUUUUUCCUACCGUUCUAGUUUUGGCUCGGGCUAGUGUGAAGUGUCUCUGGAACGAGGUCCUUGUGGUCCCUUCUGACCCUGCCUGAUUCUGUGAUUCCAGCAAGCAGCUUUUGACUUAAAAACCCCUGAGGUCACUGCAGCACCUCUCUAUGGAAUAAAAGAAAGGGAUUUUGCUGCACUGCUGAGAACUGUUUCCAGCUCUGAGCCUUUGUUUUUGUGGUUGUUUUUGGUUCGUGUUUAUAAACAGCAGUAGCUAAGCAAUCCUCUCUGAGCUAUGGACCAGAAUCUGCUGCAUCCUAUGCCAGAAGCAGAUCCCAGUGUGAUCUGGUGCAGCUGUAGCACUUCCUAACUGCUAGGUUUGGGAGGAGGGCAUGUGUCUCAGUCGUUUCUGAGCUGUGGUAGCAAUCAGGUGUCUGCUUAAGUCUUGAACCUCUGCCACGUGCUGCCACGUUCACCAGAUCUUUCUCCCGGCCUCAGGGAGAGAAGGAGUGUCCAGCUCCCAGAGUGGGUGUCAGAAGCGAUGUGAAGUGAAAGGGGUUUGCUGAGGUCAUGUAGAAAGUUGUGUGAGGGAAUCUGGCAGUUUGGUUUUUGAUUUCUUCAGUCUCUAAAGUUUUUCAUCUGAGACCGUAAGUAGCCUUUGCGUCGCUGUCUGCACGUGUGCGGGGGUCUGGGGGCAUCUGUAGGUACCCUUAGGGGCCUGGAGGGCUCUCUGGGUGUCUGUGGAGGUGGUUAGGGGUCUGUAGAGGUGUCUGUGGUGCUGUAGGUGUCUCAAAAGGCUGUGAAGGUCUUGAGGUGCCUUGCAAAGGUCUCGAGGUGUCUGUAGGGGUCUGCAUGGUUCUCUGGCAGUCUGUAGAGGUCUGUGGGGGUCUCUAGGGGCCUCUUAAAGACAUGCAGGGGUCUGUAGGGCUUUAUGGAAAGGUCGGGAGGGGUCCCUAGAGGUCUCCAGGAGGCUGGAGGGGUGUGCAAGUGUCUGUAGCAUUCAGCAGGUGUGUGGAGGUUUCUGUUCUGGGCCCGCAGGUGUCUGCAGGCAUCUUGUAAAGGUCUGCAGGGGUCUGUGGAGCUCUGUCAGGCAUCUGUUAAGUGUCUGCAGGAAUCCAUUGAAGGUCUGGAGGGGGCUGCAGGGCUCUGCAGAGGAGGCUGUGGCUGUGUGUAGAGGUCUUAGAGGUGUGAAGAGUUUGCAGGGGUCUGUAAGGGUCUGCAGAGCCCUUGGAAAGAUCUGAAGUUGUCUGUAGGAGUCUGGAGAUGUCUCUAGGGCACUGCAGGGGUCUGCAGGGGUCUGCUGCUGCGGGAGGAGUGGGCUGGCGGAGCCACGCCCCCCGGGCUGCGGAGCCACGCCCCCUCCCUGGCCUUUCUUGCCUGGCUCUGGUUGCUGCCUCCUUAUUUGCAUAGCCACACCCCCUGUCUCCUUGCUGUCUAGUCCCCGCCCCUUUCUUUCUGAGCCACGCCCCCUCAGUGCAAUGCCUAUUCCCCGCCCCCUCCAUGGCCACGCCCUCUUCCCAUGCUGUGUGUAGUCCCUGCCCUUUCUGUAGCCACGCCCUCUCCCCCUUGCUGUGCCUGGCCCCGCCCCCUCGGCCGCGCCCCCGCCCCACAGUUACCAAUAGAAUGGUGACAGAUUUGGAGCUUCCUUUGGAGGAGGAGUUCAGGAGGUGGCUGGUGAUUGGUGGAUUGUCGUGGGCGUGGUUUGCCGCUUGUUCUGCCUCCCUCAUUUGCAUACAUUUCAAUAUCAGGCUCUGCCUUUGAGUACCUUGGACAUGUGUUGGGGGUUGGGGAGGGGUUACUGGGAGGGUCAGCAGCUGAUUGGUGGAUCCUGUGGGGGCUGUGGGCAUGGUCACCCCUGUGCCCCGCCCCCUCAUUUGCAUAAAUGAAGGCAGGGUCCACCUGGCGGAGUUUGGUGCUUUAUUGGGGGGAAGGAACUGGUUAGCAGCUGAUUGGUGCGUCCUCUGGCAUGGGCGGGGCCUGCCGCUGCCCCGCCCCUCCGAAGCGGCCGAUGGUCUCCAGCACAGCCCCAGCAGCUCCAGGAAGGAGGAGACCUCCCCCCGCAGGCCUCCAGCCCCCCGGGAGACCCAGAGCCUGCGGGGGGAGGGCUCAGGGAACCCCGGGACCUCCCAGGGACCCCCAGACCCUCCUCGGGACCUCCCAGGGACCCGCAGACCCUCCCACUGGCCUCCCAGAGACCCCCACUCACCUCCUUGUAUGCCCCCACUAAUCCCCCAGCCCCUCCCCGUCCCCGCCCUGCACCCCCCAGUGCCCACUCAGGCCCUCAGCUUGUCCCCGCAGCACUGCAGCCUGGCCUGGGGGCGCUGCUGAGGCCCUCACCAAAUCGCCACCGCUCGCCGCAGCCUGUCAGUGGCCAUCUGCAAGCUGGCACUGCCCUCACCGAGUGGGCACUGAUCUCACCAAGAUGGCAUUGAACGCGACGGGUUGGAGGGGACCUUAUCAAUAUGGCGCCGAGCGCGACGGACUGGAAGCGACCUCACCAAUAUGGCGUUCAGCGCGACGGGUUGGUGUGACUUCACCAAUAUGCGCCGACCCAGGCGGCCUGGAUGUGACCUCCCUAAUAUGGCGAUGAGCGCGACAGGCUGAAUGUGAUCUUACCGAGAUGGCGACGGUCUCGCUGUGACAUCAUCAAUAGGGCGCCGCAACGCUGCAAGCCGGCGGUGACCUUACCAAUAUGGUGCCCAAAGCUGCGGUCUUGGCGAUGCCUUCACCAGGUCGCCAUCGCUCGCCACAGCCUGGCAGUGACUCUCUGCAAGCUGGCGCUGCCCUCACGGAGUUGACGUUAAGCUCACCAAGUUGGCACCGAGCGGCGGCAAGCCGGCGGUGACCUCACCAAUAUGGCGCCGAGCGCUAAGCUCUGCAAGAGACCUCACUAAUAUGGCGACAAGCGCGAUAGGCUGAAUGUGACCUUACCAAGAUGGCGCCGAGCACGACGGUCUCGCUGUGACCUCAUCAAUGCGGCGCCGAAACACCGCAAGCCGGUGGUGACCUUAACAAUAUGGCGCCGCGGGCUGCCGCUGCAGGCAGCAAUCUGACACUGGCCGCGGCCGGCUGGCAAUGCCCUCACCGAGUCGGCACUGCACACGGCAGGCUGACAAUGCCCUCACUGAGUCGCCACCACUCGCCGCAGAGUUGCAGUGACCCUCUGCAAGCUGUCACUACUCUCACCGAGUUGUAGUGACCUCACCAAGAUGGCGCCAAGAGCGACGGACUUGCUGUGACUUCAUCAAUACGGCGCCGAGCGCCACGAGUUGGCUCUGGCCUCAUCCAUACGGCGCCGAAACUCCGCAAGCCGGCGGUGACCUCACCAAUACGGCGCUCAACGCCGCGGUCCUGGCGCUGCCCGCAGCAAGCUGGCAAUGCCCUGACCGAGUCGCCACGGCUCACCGCAGGCUGGCAGUGACCCUCUGCAAGCUGGCACCGCCCCCCGUGAGCUGGCGCUGCCCGCUCCUAGGCUGGCAGUGCCCUCACCACGACGGCGCCGCCGGCAGCGCAGGCUCGGCGGUGACCUCACCAAGAUGGCGCCGACGUCCCGCCUGCGACGCUGACCUCACCAAGGUGGCUCCGGGGGCGGUUCCUGCCGACCCCUCCCCUCUCACAUGCGCAGAGCGCUCAGGCCUGGCCGCAGGGAGGGGCGCAGGGGACAGAGCCACUCUGAAGGCUGCCCGGGGGGCGUCUGGGCCCUGGAGGUGGGAGCUGAACUGCUUUGCCCCAGCCCAGCUGCAGAUCUGCACUCAGCCUCAGCCCCAAGCCCUGGCAGGGUGGGAUGCUUUGGUACCAGGCCGUGGAGCUGUUUGAAAUGCAAUUGCUGCUUGCAGCUGGUUCAGAAAUGGAUUUCCUGUGGCUGUGGGGGCAGAAAUGUCUCUGUGGCCCGAGCAGGUCUGAAACCCUGCCACGGAGAGGCACAGGCCCCGCAGCAGUGCCUGCAUUUCAGCAGCUGCCCAUCGGAGCUAAGCACAGCCUCGGCUCAGAGCUCAGGAGCAUGUCUGCUGGGCAGUGCUGGGGGCCAGGCGUCCCUCCUGUGUGUGCAUGGCCCACAUGGCAGCACCCUGCAGUCAGAGCUGACUGUGUGCACUGGAGGUGGAGUGUUGGAGUGGGAUCAGCUCAGAGCUCUGCAAGGUUUGCACUUUGCUUUCCACUCCACUGGCCAAGCCAGCCAGAUGUGCAGCAGCAGCAGGAUGGGCACGAGGGCCCCAGCUGCUGCGGUGAAUCCGUCAGCACGGACGCUGGUGCCGCUGCAGCCUGGCCCUGCAGCCUGGCAGGGUGAUCUCCUUUGGCUCGGCUCCUGUGGGCUCCAGCUUCCCACAUGUGCCGUCACUUCCGGCUGGCAGGCGAUGCUCUGGGCUCUCCUCUCGCUGGUCAAAGCCGCUCUAGGCCUCCGAGCUCCUCCAGGCGCCACUGUGAGCGGCUCUGGGCCAAAGCAAUGACUGU
Messenger RNA from Pogoniulus pusillus (Red-fronted tinkerbird), 5912 nucleotides. RefSeq lists its product as uncharacterized. The record is from RefSeq and is a predicted model, not a curated record. Lineage: Eukaryota; Metazoa; Chordata; Aves; Piciformes; Lybiidae. Bases 5081 to 5908 code for a protein of 275 amino acids. The transcript is spliced from 6 exons.